Scylla paramamosain (green mud crab) is the source of this 4656-nucleotide messenger RNA. It is a transcript of the gene Cul4, whose product is annotated as cullin-4A-like. Gene Ontology annotation, cellular component: Cul4-RING E3 ubiquitin ligase complex. The transcript is spliced from 15 exons. Gene Ontology annotation, biological process: ubiquitin-dependent protein catabolic process; DNA damage response; protein ubiquitination. The record is from RefSeq and is a predicted model, not a curated record. The coding region runs from base 211 to 2580 and encodes 789 amino acids. NCBI's taxonomy places the organism in Eukaryota, Metazoa, Arthropoda, Malacostraca, Decapoda, Portunidae. Gene Ontology annotation, molecular function: ubiquitin protein ligase binding.
CAGAGGGGCGCUCGGGAGACUAACGCCGCUGUGCCCUGCUGGUCUCCUUCAUUCUUUUCCCUCUAUAUCGUGAUAGAGAUGCGUUUCACGGACUUAACAGAGAGAAUGACUCGCAGGUGAUUCGGGUGAGCGUUGUGUGUGUGCCAGAAACCUGCAGCAGUCCAGACAGGGGGAUUCUGGCCUUCAAAUAUCCCAGGCAGACUUGGUAUUAUGAUGUCCUCUCCGAGUCUUGUCAGCGAGAGUGUUACAAACGGCCAGAGGAAAAGGUUCUCGUCAGGUUCGCCGGAUUGUCCUCACCUGCAUAAGAAAAUCUGCCGACAGACGGACAUGAUGGAGAGUCAAAAGCUUGCUAAUUUCUCUGUGGCGCCCAAUGGGGUGAAUAAAUCUUCCGUGCUGGGCAAGAAGCAAGGCGCCGAGAAGAAGGUUUUGGCCAUCAAGAACUUCAAAGUUCACAAUCAGCCAGCUGUGGAUCACAUUGCUGAGUCGUGGCGGUUUUUAAGGGAGGCAGUCGUCGCCAUUCAGGAGUCGAGAAAGCUGCGGGACAAUCUCACUCAAGAAGACCUUUACCGCUAUGUUGACAACCUCAUCACCCAGCGGCCACCAGCACUGCUCUAUGCUGACCUUAGAGAUCUGACAGAGCAGCACAUUAAGUCACGGCUGAAUCAGUUCCUAAGUGCCACCAGUGACCGCCUAACGUUUUUACGCCAGUUGAAUGACUGCUGGACACACCACUGUCAUCAGAUGAAGAUGGUGUGCAAUAUCUUUCUAGCACUUGACAGAGGUUAUGUUUUGCAAAAUGCUCAGGUUUCUUCAAUAUGGGACAUGGGCCUAGAAUUGUUUCGAAAGCAUAUCUUAGAAGAAGUAGUUGUAGAAAAUCGGUGUGUUGAUGGUUUACUGAUGAUGAUUGAAAAGGAACGAUCAGGAGAAACCAUUGAUAGGUCUCUUGUCAAGUCCCUCCUUAGAAUGCUGUCUUCUCUACAAGUGUAUCAUAAGGUCUUUGAAAACAAAUUUUUGGUGGCAACUGAGCAACUUUAUCUCCGUGAAGGACAGCGUCUCACCCAAGACAGAGAUGUCCCUCAGUACCUCUUGCAUGUGGACAAGAGGCUGACGGAGGAGAACAACAGAGUACUCCAUUACCUAGAUAUGUCUACCAAACGACAGUUGAUAUACUGUGUGGAGAAGCAGCUGUUAAGUGAACAUAAAUCUCUCCUGCUCCAGAAGGGUUUAGAUUCCCUUUUAGAUCAGAACCGUCGCCACGACCUCUCUUUGUUGUAUAACCUCUUUUCACGCAUCAAGGGUGGCCUUGAAGACUUAUGCACUCAAUUUAAUGCUUAUAUUAAGUCAUAUGGUAAGACUAUUGUGAUCAACCCAGAGAAAGACAAGGGAAUGGUGCAAGAGCUGUUGGACUUCAAGGACAAGAUGGACGGCAUUGUUUCAGAAUGCUUCAGCUCCUCUGAUAAAUUUGUCCUUGCUCUCAAGGAAGCCUUUGAACAUUUUAUUAACCAGAGGUUGAACAAGCCAGCUGAACUAAUAGCCAAAUUUGUGGACAGCAAGUUAAGGGCAGGAAAUAAGGAAGCAACAGAGGAUGAGCUGGAGCGCCUUCUAGACAAGAUAAUGGUUCUGUUCAGGUUUAUCCACGGGAAGGACGUGUUUGAAGCCUUCUACAAAAAGGACUUGGCCAAGAGAUUACUGGUAGGAAAGUCUGCUAGUGUUGAUGCUGAAAAAAGUAUGCUGAGCAAACUGAAGCAGGAAUGUGGGCCUGGCUUUACUAGCAAAUUGGAAGGCAUGUUCAAAGACAUGGAGCUGUCUAAAGAUAUUAUGUUGGCCUUCAAGCAGAAUUCACACGUGAGCAGCACCCCGAUGGAGUUGAAUGUUAACAUAUUGACUAUGGGGUACUGGCCAAACUAUCCUGUAAUGGAAGUCAAUAUGCCUCCAGAAAUGGUGAAUUAUCAGCAAAUAUUCACCAAGUUUUACCUGGCCAAACACUGCAAUAGAAAGCUUCAGUGGCAACCAACACUUGGUCACUGUGUUCUGAAGGCAGCAUUUCCUCAUGGGCCAAAGGAGCUGCAGGUUUCCCUCUUCCAAGCUUUAGUGUUGUUGCUCUUCAAUAAAGCUGAUGUUCUCUCUCUAGCAGAGAUAUCAUCUGGCACAAAUAUUGAGGAUGGUGAGCUGCGACGCACUCUUCAGUCCCUGGCAUGUGGCAAGGCAAGGGUGCUGCAGAAAAGCCCCCGAAGCAAAGAUGUUCAUGAUGAGGACAAGUUUCACUACAACAAGGAAUUCACUAAUCAGCUCUUCCGUAUCAGAAUUAACCAGAUCCAGAUGAAGGAAACAAGUGAAGAGCAGCAACAAACAGAAGAAAGGGUGUUCCAGGACCGUCAGUAUCAAAUUGAUGCUGCAAUUGUCAGGAUCAUGAAGAUGAGAAAAGUCCUGCCACACAAUCUGUUAAUCACUGAACUGUUCAAUCAGUUGAAGUUUCCAGUUAAGCCUGCAGAUCUGAAGAAGAGAAUAGAAUCCCUCAUUGACCGAGACUACAUGGAGAGAGACAAGGACAACCCUAACACCUACAAUUACGUGGCAUAAGUCAUCCCACACGCUCUGCUGGUAUCCUUGUGAUAUUUCUCUAGCAGUAUUGAGAUUUGUUCUUGUUGGAGUUUACUGUGACCAUAGAAUUGAGAUUCUGCUGUGCUGUGCCCUACUGAAUGUGUGAGCUCCUUGAGGUGGCUGGUGAUCUCAAGUUCCCAUGAACAUGUGAUGGGCAGCCACCUUGUUGUUACUUGGGGCCACAGCAAGCAAGCCUUAGAACUUCACCUCCAAAAUAGAAAGUGGGAUGAUGUACUUUUUCUCUCUAAACAUGUGGAAUCCUUGCUUAAAAAGUGUUACAGGUUUACAUUUACUAAAUAUUCACUAUGAACCUAAAAAGCAUUUUCCAUGAAGUACAAUCCAAAAUUAAUUGAAAAACAAAAAAAUUUAAUUUGUCAUUGAAUGAAAUUCUGGUUCAUUAUUACAAAUUAAGAUCUUCAAAGAUUGUUUUCUUGAGGAAAAAUAUAUUACACCUGUGUCAUAAGUAGUUGCAAGUAACACACCUUGAGUCCUUCAAGUAGUGCAGUGUUGACAGGUUGACAGGGCAUUGCCAUUAUUCUCCAACUUUAUUAGUGGAUUGAAUUUGACCACUAAGUAAAAGAAGAGAUUUUGUUUACAAACUACAUUGGUUGAUGGCAAUGAUUAUCACCAGUUAGCACCAGGCUAUCCACUAGUAUUUUAGAUGCAUUGUUUGUUAACUCUGAGUUAAUUAUAUAUUUACCUGGGAGAAAAAAGUUAAAGUUACAUAGAAUUUAUAAUGUGGCUUUAAUUAAAUUUUCAUUUACUUUAAUAGAUAUUAAUUUUUAUAGAUAGUAAUACAUGUAUGUCUCAGACAUGUUUGAGUGGUGGAUGGCUGUGGUGCAUCCCUGAACUGGUGUCGCCACCAUGCCACCUACACAAUUGUAGCUGUUUCAUUUAUUGAUGAAUUCUCAUUAUGAGUAAACUUUGUCUUGAUGUUGAUUGAAAACAACAUUACAUUAUUAUUUUUUUGUGGUAUCAUCUUUAAUGUUUGAGAUUUUGACAUAGAACAGGAAACAACAAUGCAUUGUUACUAAUUUGUGGUAUUAUGAGGUAAUUCCUCUGCCACCAGCACAUCCCCCUUUAGUGUCACAGCUGGGUGCAAUAACAAAAAGCAAUUAUUGCAUUAAGUGAUAAAUUGAUAACAACUUUUUCGGCGAUGACUGAUAAUCGAUAACUGGCAUUAAGUUUAUCAUCUGAUAACCCAUCUGAUAAAUUGCUAAAUGCAAAAUUUUAUCUGAAACAUAAACGAUGUUUAUAUUUCAGAUAAAAGCAAUACAUCCAAAUCUUUAUUUUAAUCUUUGUUAGAAAACUUAGAAAAAUCUUAGAAAAAUUCAAAUUCAAUGUUUAUUCUGUCUCUUCACUAAUGAAAAGUACUGUUUUAAGUAAAAUAACUACAUUUGAUUUUGAAAGUUUAAAACUUUAACAUGCUUAUGUUCUAAAAUAAAAAAAUUAUCAGUUAUUGCUAGUGUGGAACCAAAGAUACUCGUAUCAGUGAUAUUAACGAAUCGAUAAUGCGGGAAAAAUAAUUAUUGGAUAACUGAUAACCCAGUAUCAUUAUCAUGGUAAAUUAUUGCAGUAAUGCCCACCUGUGAUUAGUGAUGAGCAUCAAGUGGUACACGCAUGCUCAUCCACUGUAAAGGUGCACUACUUGGAACUCAGAUGUGUGUAUUUGCUGCCAUAAUAAUGAUUUAUUCACAACAUUCAUGAAUAAAGUCACCAAUAUCAAGACAGUGGUCCCAUUUUAUUACUUUAUUACUGUUUCAAUUCAUUGUAGUGGCAGUGAAUAAAAUGUGAGUAGCUAGAGCAAACUGUGGAAGGAAGGUAACACAAAUAUGAAGUGAUUGGUGCAUAUACGUAUAUAUGAAAUAUACAUAGUUAUUGUGACAUAUGCAUGGUUUUGUAUAAAUUUUUAUUGUAAAUAUUGAAAUUCAAAGAAUGGUUCACAAUAUGACCAGUGGACAUAUGUAUUAUAAAUUACAUCUGUGGAAGAAUUGAACCACUGCACCGUGUUGCAGUAGUGAUGUAUAAACUUUAAAGCAAAAUUACUAUACAGUC